This is a messenger RNA of Penicillium canariense, 2103 nucleotides long. RefSeq lists its product as uncharacterized. The transcript is spliced from 8 exons. Lineage: Eukaryota; Fungi; Ascomycota; Eurotiomycetes; Eurotiales; Aspergillaceae. The record is from RefSeq and is a predicted model, not a curated record. Bases 1 to 2103 code for a protein of 700 amino acids.
AUGAAGGGACUUCACCAGCUGUGGUCGGCCAAGGGCAGCAAGCCCCCUUCCACUGGCUCACAGUCCAUGGAGAAGGACAAGUCAGGCUUCGGCAUCAAGGAUGCCGUGAAGCGAGUGGUUCGUCGGCUUGUGUCCUGGAAAGCACAGACCCAGGACGUUGAGGGGCCCGUCUACCUGCACAAUGUAUCGAGCUGCGCAACGAAGAGCUCGUCCGGAGUGAUGACAUGGGGAGAGGACGACAGGCCUGGUCCCUCUGUUGAUGCCAGCAGCCCUAGCAGUUGGAAGGACGCCGAGGAGUCGGCAUGUAGCGUGGGUGUAUUUGGGUCCCAGUGCCGCUCAGUUGCCGAGUCUCAUAAAGACAACAACAUCAACAGCACCGUGGCCCCCACCGGUGACUCGACCCCGUCGACAUCUUUGUUUCCCUCCCAAAGUGAGAACUUCACAUACGCCGAUUUCUCUACCGCAGCGCGAAUCCCUGUUGGAACCUCCCAGCAGAGUCAGCAGAGUCAGCCCACGCAGCAGAGUCAAUCUGCUCAACCGGCCCAAGGAAGUCAAGGAAGUGCCGUGGCUCAACUGUCUCAAGUGAGCCCUCAGGGCCUGACCCUCUCCAUCCGGGAACAGAGCUACACUUCGGAGCAGACGGAAAGAAAUGAAGCUGCGUUGUCUCACAGCUCUGAGACUCGUGCCAGCACUUCCAGCUUUGCGAGCAUCCCCGACCCGUAUUCUCUGCUGGAGAUGCCCACCUACCGACACCCACUCGUAGGAGACCAAGGAAGCACUUUGGAGCAGUCCGAAGAGAAAAAAGCUGCGUUGUCUCAAGUCCCUAGCUCGUUGGCGCACACCCCCGAGAACCUUCCUCGGCUUGCAAUGCCUUCGAGCAUAAUCCAACAUGUGGAUCAGCGCGAAACGGACACUCAACCAACCGGUGGCACUCAGCCAUCUGAUUCACCGCCACCGUUUCGUCGCCGCAGGAAUGUGUCUCGAAUCCCUCGUCCCCUAGGCAUGGUUUUCCUCACCACUCCUGAUCUCGGUAUCAACUCCGAAGAUCGAGGAUCAGCGGCUUCUCGUUCUGAUACUUCGAGCUCCCUUGAGAUUAGAUCCACCAUUCCCGCGCUCAUUCUCCGUGCCUCGAAUGUGACUGUCAUCGCUCGUGGCGUGCAGACAAGCCCUGCUGCCUCCACGAAUCUAACAUCCACUGAAGAUCAAACGCCACAGGAGCGCUACAGGGAUGAUCUUCUCAUGUCACCUAACGCAGAAGGAGAUAUCAUGGACGAGAUUAGUGGUGAUCAGGUUUCGCCAUUGCCUUUAUCGCCUGUAGAGAGUGACACGCCGAGUCACAGGAUUCCCCGGAAGCCUGUCCCAUUUCCACUGCACUCGUCCUCUCCACAGCUCAUUACAGGCCCUUCUGCGCCACUUUUAUUGUCUACCGAAGCUUUCAACAUCGACAAUAUAAUCAGGCGACACCCGUCGAUGGAAGGCAUGGUGAUCUACACCAACGUUGUGAGGGUGCGAGAGCCACCACGCAUGGCUCGCAUGCUGGAGAGCCUGCGCACUGUUUUCUCACGGGGAGGACGGACCAAGCCUCGGGGUGCAGGCUACCAAAUCGCCAGCCCGAGACUGCAAUCGGAGUCCUCGCACCCCCAGCCGGUCUCGCCCCCGUCCCCAUCCCCUGCGAGUCCCGUGGCACCUGUCUCACUCCCUGCAGGACGUCCGGAAAGUGCCCAGCCGCAGAGUGAGCCGCAGAGUGAGCCGCAGAGCGAGCCGCAGAGUACUCAGCAAUCUGAGCUGCAGAACAAAAUUACAAACACACUGGACGAUCUCACCCAGUGCAUCAAUGUUAUCGGAAGACGGCUGGUCCAUGAAGACGACCGCCGGCAGCGGAAGAAAUGGUACGGAGAUUUUAUUCGCCUGACCUCCCUCCGCGCCGAUCUCAAAAGUCGCCAGGACUGCAUCACCGAGCAGGAGAGUCAACUCUCGCUGAUGCGCGCAGAGUCUUCGGUGCGUCGCAUCGCGGCGUGUCUACAGACUCUCGCCGUCUAUGAGAGGGAUGAUACCCUUUUCGACGCGGACGUACCGACUGAUAGGGUCGUCCUGGACUGGUAG